Molecule: messenger RNA, 967 nt
Organism: Merops nubicus (carmine bee-eater)
Lineage: Eukaryota; Metazoa; Chordata; Aves; Coraciiformes; Meropidae
Product: E3 ubiquitin-protein ligase pellino homolog 2-like
Exons: 6
Biological process (GO): regulation of Toll signaling pathway; protein polyubiquitination
Molecular function (GO): protein binding; ubiquitin protein ligase activity
Source: RefSeq, a predicted model, not a curated record
GUAUAAUGGAUCCCUCCCAAAUGGUGACAGAGGACGCAGGAAAAGCAGGUUUGCCCUUUACAAGCGACCGAAGGCAAAUGGAGUUAAGCCCAGCACUGUUCAUGUGAUUUCCACUCCCCAAGCAUCAAAGGCGAUCAGCUGUAAAGGUCAGCACAGUAUCUCUUACACCUUAUCCAGAAACCAGACUGUUGUAGUGGAGUACACUCACGACAAAGAUACGGACAUGUUUCAGGUUGGGAGGUCAACAGAAAGCCCCAUAGACUUUGUAGUGACAGAUACUAUUUCUGGAAGUCAAAAUAACGAUGAAACACAGAUCACCCAAAGCACCAUCUCCCGUUUUGCAUGCAGGAUUGUUUGUGACAGGAGCCCACCCUAUACAGCAAGGAUUUUUGCAGCUGGAUUUGACUCAUCUAAAAAUAUAUUUCUUGGUGAAAAAGCAGCAAAGUGGAAAAAUCCUGAUGGCCACAUGGAUGGACUGACAACCAAUGGAGUGCUGGUCAUGCAUCCAAAAGGAGGGUUCACAGAGGAGUCCAAGCCUGGAGUCUGGAGGGAGAUCUCGGUCUGUGGGGACGUCUACACUCUCCGGGAAACCAGAUCUGCCCAGCAGAGGGGCAAGCUGGUAGAAAACGAGACCAACGUCCUCCAGGACGGUUCCCUCAUUGACCUGUGUGGGGCCACCCUGCUGUGGAGGACGGCCGACGGACUGUUCCACACGCCCACCCAGAAGCACAUCGAGGCCCUGCGGCAGGAGAUCAACGCCGCGGGGUUUUACGUGGACGCCGGGCCCCCCACCCAUGCCUUCACCCCCUGCGGACACGUCUGCUCCGAGAAGUCGGCCAAGUACUGGUCUCAGAUCCCUCUGCCCCACGGGACUCACGCCUUCCACGCCGCCUGCCCCUUCUGUGCCACGCAGCUGGCCGGGGAGCACAACUGCGUCAAGCUCAUUUUUCAGGGCCCCAUCGACUGA